Dinoponera quadriceps is the source of this 1903-nucleotide messenger RNA. RefSeq lists its product as uncharacterized. The record is from RefSeq and is a predicted model, not a curated record. The transcript is spliced from 7 exons. Gene Ontology annotation, molecular function: protein binding. NCBI's taxonomy places the organism in Eukaryota, Metazoa, Arthropoda, Insecta, Hymenoptera, Formicidae. The coding region runs from base 520 to 1473 and encodes 317 amino acids.
AUUAACGGGUUAAUUGGCAGAAUUAUUAACAGUGAUUUCCAGAUAUUGUCAUCCAACGAUAUAACCAGAAAAUGAAUCAUUUUGCACGUAUUAGCGAAAUAAAACAGGUUACCCUCACGCCGAUAUUCGAUUCAAUACCAGAAAAAAAACGGAAUGACGACAACGGAGGUUAAUCUCACUUUCGUGCCGACGACAGACCAGCUGCAGAUGCCGCCCGCAGAACGGUGAAACGCGUGGAACGUGUCGAGAUCAUGCGCGAGGGUGAUACUUUUCUGAGAUAUCCUGCCGCGAGGACAGGAAAUGGAACGACAGAUCCUGGCUUACAGGUAAACCAGGAGGAGGCUGCCGUUCGCUAACCCGGCAUCUCGCUUCGUCGAUCCAGCUCGGCUCUAGGGUUAAUACCAUCGUGGAAUGCAGAGAGACCGGGCAGAGAAAGAACGAGAGAGAGAAAGAGGAAAAGCCGCGCCAGACUACUCCGCGAAGCGGAAUUAUCUCUCGUGAAAUUAAUCAUCUCAGGUGAUGCCGAGGGAAUCCUGUCGGGGGUUGCUGUUGACCCUGGUGUCGGUAUUCGUCGGCCUGUGCGAAUCCGCCGACGCGAUAUCCGGCGCACAGCAUCCGGUCUGCAAGCCGGGCCUGGAAUUCUGGUCCACGGAUCGCGGCUCCUGCUGGCCAUGCACCCGAUGCGACCCCGAGUUCACGCUGAGCACGUGUUCGGUGCACAAGGAUACGAUUUGCGGCCCGCUGUCGGCACUGGAGCUCGACUGGUCCUUUUUGUCGACCAGGAAAAGGCCGGAGGCCGUGCAACGUCGCUUCGAGGCCGUCACCUCAAAGAUGCUCUGGCAGUUGCCCGAACCGACAGACGAGCGGCGAGAACAACUUCACGAAGAAGCCGGUGAUCUCGUCGGUCUCAACCACGAGGACAGUGGCCUCUUGGACGACGAACAGCCAAUCUCCGCUUCGCAAGAGUCAAAGGAAGCACACGAUCCUCGGGAGAGGAGAAAAUCAACCAACCUGGAUAAUCUCCCGUGGGACUGGCAAACCGGCGCUCUGGUCCUUGCGGUUUGCGCCUGCAUAGUAUUCUUUCUGGUGGCGGGAUGCUCGGCUCUCGUUUACGCGAGGCAAUGGCGGCGUAUGAAGAGGAAUUUCGAGCCAGCGGGCCUCGAGGAGAUCUCGGCCAGGUUGAAUCUGAUGGUGAAGGCAGAGUUAGCCGAACUGGUCGCAGGAGCGCCGAUGAAUCCAGGUGAUCCCGAGACCAGAUGUCAGUAUCUUGAGAAGCUUUUAGACCGGAAACGAGAGACUCCGGUGGUGGCGGCGGCGGCGGCAGCGGCGGCGGCGGCUAGCUGGCCGGUGGAGGCGGGCGGCAACUUGUACAUCGAGGAGGGGGGCACGCCGAGGAGUAAACGAUCGCAAAUCGCGCGGAUUCAGCGUAACAUCGAGACCAUUCUUAGUCACAAGACGAACGGCGCCGAUUGACCACGCGACGAUCAUCCCUUCGGCUCUUCGGGAGACUUCCUCUGGACUCGCGUGUCGGCCUGAAGCCAUCGCGUAGUUUUUUCGUAAGCGCAAUUAGAAUUACGUUGCGUUCACAACUGUACAAGUCGAUUGGUCGACAGCGACACGUUCUGCGAGAGUUCCUUCGGAAUUCUCGGCGUGAACAAUCGAGGAUCUUGUAUGGUCAGUUACAAAAAGAUUGCAACGCUUUUUUUUUUCGAUGAGUUUCGCAACGCAUCUCGUAUCCAAUAGGAAAAUGUAUCUUCUAAGAAUGAUUUAAAAAAUUAAUUCUCCUAAUGGACGCGGGAUCCGUGUUCAAGAACUUAUGAAAAAAACGUAGGGGGAAGAUUUUCUAUAUGUAAUUAUGUAUAAUUAUAUAUAAAACGUCAGAUAUAAAAAAUAUAUAAUUAUA